Messenger RNA from Antechinus flavipes (yellow-footed antechinus), 7333 nucleotides. It is a transcript of the gene BICD2, whose product is annotated as BICD cargo adaptor 2. Lineage: Eukaryota; Metazoa; Chordata; Mammalia; Dasyuromorphia; Dasyuridae. Gene Ontology annotation, cellular component: Golgi apparatus; cytosol. Gene Ontology annotation, biological process: regulation of microtubule cytoskeleton organization; protein localization to organelle; microtubule anchoring at microtubule organizing center. The transcript is spliced from 7 exons. Gene Ontology annotation, molecular function: dynein complex binding; cytoskeletal adaptor activity; dynactin binding. The record is from RefSeq and is a predicted model, not a curated record. The coding region runs from base 13 to 2559 and encodes 848 amino acids.
CGGCCCGGGACCAUGGCGGGGCCCAUGGAGGAGGAGGAGUACACCAAGCUGGUGAUGGAGUCGCAGCCCGAGUGGCUGCGGGCCGAGGUCAAGCGGCUCUUCCACGAGCUGGGCGAGACCACCCGCGAGAAGAUCCAGGCGGCCGAGUACGGGCUUGUGGUGCUGGAGGAGAAGCAGCAGCUGAAGCUGCAGUACGAGGAGCUGGAGCUGGAGUAUGAGACCAUCCGCAGCGAGAUGGAGCAGCUCAAGGAGGCCUUCGGACAGGCUCACACCAACCACAAGAAGGUGGCCGCGGACGGCGAGAGUCGGGAGGAGACCCUGAUCCAGGAGUCGGCCACCAAGGAGGAGUACUACGUGCGCAAGGUCCUGGAGCUGCAGACCGAGCUCAAGCAGCUGCGCAACGUGCUGACCAACACGCAGUCGGAGAACGAGCGGCUGAACUCGGUGGCCCAGGAGCUGAGGGAGAUCAACCAGAACGUGGAGAUCCAGAGAGCGCGCCUGCGCGAUGACAUCAAGGAGUACAAGUUCAGGGAGGCGCGCCUGCUGCAGGACUACACGGAGCUGGAGGAGGAGAACAUCAGCCUGCAGAAACAAGUGUCCGUGCUCAAGCAAAACCAGGUAGAGUUUGAAGGCCUCAAACAUGAAAUCAAGCGGCUGGAAGAGGAAACGGAGUAUCUCAACAGCCAGCUGGAGGACGCCAUCCGCCUCAAGGAGAUCUCGGAGCGGCAGCUGGAGGAGGCCCUGGAGACCCUCAAGACCGAGCGCGAGCAGAAGAACAACCUGCGCAAGGAGCUCUCGCACUACAUGAACAUCAACGACUCCAUGUACACCAGCCACCUGAGCUUCUCGCUGGACGGCCUCAAGUUCAGCGACGAGGCGGCCGAGCCCAACAACGACGACGUCCUGGUGAACGGCUUCGAGCAGAACGGGCUGCACAAGAUGGCGGCCUGCGACAGCAACAAGACCUCGACGCCCAAGAAGGACGAAGGCUUCCCGCCGGCCCCCAGCCUGGUGUCCGACCUGCUGAGCGAGCUCAACAUCUCAGAAAUCCAGAAGCUGAAGCAGCAGCUGAUGCAGAUGGAGCGAGAGAAGAUGAACCUCCUGUCGACGCUGCAGGAGUCCCAGAAGCAGCUCGAGUGCACGCGGGGGGCCCUGUCGGAGCAGCACGAGAAGGUCAGCCGGCUCACGGAGAACCUCACGGCCAUGAAGAAGCUCCAGGUCAGCAAGGAGCGCCAGUCGGCGCUGGACAACGAGAAGGACCGCGACAGCCACGAGGACGGCGACUACUACGAGGUGGACAUCAACGGGCCCGAGAUCCUGGAGUGCAAGUACAAGGUGGCCAUGGCCGAGAUGGGCGAGCUGAGGGAGGAGCUGAAGGGCCUGAAGAGCCGCUACGAGGCGUGCGAAGCCAGGUACGAGGAGGAGAGGAGCCGCUACGAGAGCGAGGGCCAGAGCCUGGCGGAGAAGGUGGCGCUGCUGGAGAAGGCCGGCCGGCUGGAGCGCGAGCACGCCGCCCGGCUGGAGAAGGAGCUGAAGAAGGUCAGCGACGUGGCCGGCGAGACGCAGGGCAGCCUGAGCGUGGCCCAGGACGAGCUGGUGACCUUCAGCGAGGAGCUGGCCAACCUCUACCACCACGUCUGCAUGUGCAACAACGAGACGCCCAACAGGGUCAUGCUGGAUUACUACAAGGAGGGCAAGGGCGGCGGGCGCAUCAGCCCCGAGGGCAAGGGCCGGCGCUCGCCCGUCCUGCUCUCCAAGGGGCUGCUGGCCAUCGACCUGGGCAAGGCGGAGGGCGGCAGCGGCGACAGCUCGCCCUCCCCCGGCUCCUCCCUGCCGUCCCCCGUGUCCGACCCCCGCAAGGAGCCCAUGAACAUUUACAACCUGAUCGCCAUCAUCCGCGACCAGAUCAAGCACCUGCAGGCCGCCGUGGACCGCACCGUGGAGCUGUCCCGCCAGCGCGUGGCCACGCAGGAGCUGGGGCCGGUGGUGGACAAGGACAAGGAGGCGCUCAUGGAGGAGAUCCUGAAGCUCAAGUCCCUGCUGAGCACCAAGCGCGAGCAGAUCGCCACCCUGAGGACCGUGCUCAAGGCCAACAAGCAGACGGCCGAGGUCGCCCUGGCUAACCUGAAGAGCAAGUACGAGAACGAGAAGGCCAUGGUGACGGAGACCAUGAUGAAGCUGCGCAACGAGCUGAAGGCCCUCAAGGAGGACGCCGCCACCUUCUCCUCUCUGCGGGCCAUGUUCGCCACCAGGUGCGACGAGUACGUGACGCAGCUGGACGAGAUGCAGCGUCAGCUGGCGGCCGCGGAGGACGAGAAGAAGACCCUGAACUCGCUGCUGCGCAUGGCCAUCCAGCAGAAGCUGGCCCUGACCCAGCGGCUGGAGCACCUGGAGCUGGACCACGAGCAGGCCAAGAGGGGGCGCACCAAGUCCGCCUCCAAAGGCAAGAGCAGUACCCCAAGCGUAAGUCACCUGCGCUCCUGCGCGGACAGGCCCGAGGGGGCCGUGCUCGGCGGCCAGGUGUUCUGCAGCGAGAAGUAUAAGAUUUACUGCGACUAGGGGGCUCUGGGGAGCCGCGGGGCCUGGGCCAAGCACCCCGCUGUCCGCUGGCUUCUCCGUUGUCCGCUUACGCCCCACUAACGUUCCAGGGAGAGGCUCCCGCUCUUUGUCCUUCCCGCCCCCGUCACACACGCCGCGUCGCGCCGGGCUUGGCCGUGAGCAUCCGCGAGGGGGAUGUCCCUAGUCCCGGGUUAUUGUAGGGGAGCGGACCCUUCCAUCACGACCGUGGGUGGGAGGGGGGACUUUUUUUUUUCAUUUCUAUUGAAAGGGAGCGUGUACAUUGGGAGGCCCUAGCUGUAGGUGUAGAGCACAAACAUGACUUCCGCCCCUUCCCGGGCUGCGUUAAGCACACGUCAAAUUGCCCGGCAGGCUGGAGCUGAUGAGGGCGGGUGUCCCGGGAGCCCGGGUCCUGCAUUUAAGGAUAGCUGGAUGGCUUGCCCAUAGGUGGGAGUCCGACACCGGCAACAAAGGUCCUUAGAAGGAGGGGUGAUGGGGGGCCUCCCAAACUUGCACAUUUCAUGUUUUCCGUAGAGAUUAUCAAGUUAUGCAAUUGGACCCCCUUCGGGAACACGACGUAAGGUAGUAGGGUGUAUGUUGACGUAGUCUCUGGGUCACCUGACGGUGGCUCUUGGGCCAGCCUUAGGUAGUCUCUUGCAGCAUGCGCAUUUAGGAGAAGAAAUGCUGUGUCCACAGGCCAUCCAUGCAUGAGCUUAGUUAGGUCGGUAGGGGUAGGGAUGCCCGAGACCGGACCCUGCUCCCCGGGACUGGCCCGAGUGGGCGUUAGCCCCGCCCAUGGGGAGCAGGUUUUCCAAGUGAGCAAGAAAGGAUCCUUUAACCACUCCCACGCUCACACAUUGACCACAUGAGCAGAGUCAGCCGGAAACAGAGGAAGUUCAUCUGGCCAAGGCCGACUCUUUUGCAAGGUCCCGAGUCCCCGGACAAUUCUGGUGAUCCCCGGACUUGCCGGAGACGUUUAGGCGCUUGAGUCCAAUUUCCAAUGAAACAAAAAGGAUCUCUGGGACUGGUGUCUGGAGAGCUAGGGAAGCCUGGAAACCACUGCUUCUGGAGUGGGUUUGGGGAUUGGUGAGGCCCAAGGAGGCACAAGAUUUUGAUUUUUUUUUUUUUAAGUGCCUAAGACUCUUAUUUUCCUUUUCCACGGAGAACCCUGCCCCUCCCCCCCCCCCCCUUUUUUUUUUAAACCUUUGGAAUAUCCUAAAGAAUGGAAAUCGCCCAUGUGGGUGUGAUGUAAGGGUCAGCAGAUUGGAGAAAUGGGAGGUUGGUCUUGAUUUUUUUUUCCCCAAUAACUAAAUUUUCUUAGUAAAUAACUGAAAAAAAGAGCAGGAAAGCUCAGUACAUAGUCUGUCUCCUAUAAUAAGCACUCAUUUUCAUGAAUUCAAACUAUUUAUUUUGCCGGUGAGCUGCUUGUUAUUUUAGAAGCUGAUGUACUCAUUCUGCUACUGUACCAAUCCCCCCUGCCCCCACCGUGGCCCUGUCAGUCUCAGGGGCUUCCCGUUGGGCAGGAAGCUGCACACACUCAUACACCCACACUCUCACACUCACACACACACUCUCACACUCAAACACACUCACACUCAAACAUACACACAUACACACCCCGUCCUGGAGGACCUCUGGCUCUGACACACAGCCCAGUGGGUACAAAGACAGAUUUUGGGAGACGAGGUGUCCAGUUCACAGUGACUUUCCUAGUCCUUGAGAUACUAGUAAAAAGGGAUCAUCAUCAGUGUUACGGGGACCUGAAGUGAUGUGACUGUUUCCGUGCCCUGUUAUCAGUUUUGAGUAAUCCCUCGGGUUAUCUUUAGUCUCCAUCAUUUCUCAAAGUAGUAGCCAGAUGUUUGUGAUCGGGUCCAAAACUGAGGCUGUGAAAAAAAAGUCCAUGGCACCAGUGUGGCUGCACGUGUAGAUGAGGCUCUUAGGGAAGCAUUGCGGGGCUUGUGUGUUGUUGGCUCUUUGCUCCUGAGCUUGGUCUGUGUCCAAACCUCGCCCCUACUUACUCGGCUCUUUGGGAUUCUUAACGUGGGAAAUUUCUUCAGCCAUCACCUACCUCCUCGAGCAGGCUCUUGUCGGUUGGAUUUCGGCGCUGGCCCGCAUGACCCACACUUCCUGCAUGUUUUUCCAGAGACCGUUUAGCUUCACUGAUAAACUCUUCCGAUGCUUCUUCCCAGCCGGCCCCUUGCUCCUGCAGCCUCUCCCUUCAGUACUUGUAAGAAAUCUUUUCUUCAGCAAAUGGCAAGCCCCAGCCCCGGGGUUCCAGUGCUUGGGCAGCCCCCUUCUCUCUUUGCCGGCUCAGGGGCCACCCCUCUAACAGACAGACCGUCGGGUCCUCUCUUGCCACCACACUAACCCGCUCUGUAGCUCUCACGGCGCUAUCAGUAUUAAGAUGUCAGACCUCUUAGCGGGAUAAGUAACCUGUUUUUUCUAAUGUGAUUUCAUUUUUCCCCCUCAUUUUCAGCUGUAGAGUAGUGCCCGGAGAUGGAAUUGGCCUACAGUGCCCUCGCUCAAAUUGCAACUUUCUUAAACUGUUCAUGCUGGUGGCUAAACCAGCCCAGGGAGUUCUGGUUGCCCAAAGGAAUGGACAAAAUCCCAAUUUCCACUCUCUCUUUUUUUCUUUUUGUCACGAAUAAACUACCUGCACUCAUUUUCAAAAUUGCAUAUCCUGGGUUGGAAAAAAGAAAAUCUGCACGCCUCAUGUGCCGAUAUUGCUGCAGGAAACAUUUUUUACAAGUGCUGAAGAAGCCGCCUUCAAACAAACAAUGAGUCUACUAGAAAUGUUCGGACGGGGUCGGGGGUCGGGAGGAGGGGGGGGACCGUCGGGGGAAGCCAUUUUGGUUGUUACCUAUAUUCCUUUCUUAUCUGAUUGUUAAACCUGUGCACUUUUGAUAUUUUGAUAUUGUAUUAGCUUCCUUAAUUCCUCAUGUAGAAAAGAUCUAUGAGAAGCAAUGGUUUAUGCUCACGGUAGGUCUCCAUGCAUUUGUACUUGUUGAUUUCUCCAGAGGCAUGUUGCAGAAAUCUGUAAGCUUUUCGGGGUUGUUUUUUGCUCUAGACUCCGUUUAGAUGAGAGCCCCGGCUCCAGUGGGGGAGGGGGGCGGCUCUGCUAAACUGUUACGUGCUGUGCUUCAGCAGCCUUUUUUAAUUAUGAAAUGUUAUGGUUUAUGUUUUAAAUGACUGAUUUUUAACUGCCAUGUUCAUUAAGAAAUCCAGGGUAUUCAAAUUCUGGGGUUUUUUCAUAUUGUAUUAUUAUUCUUAGGAAUAGUUCAAUGUAACAAGAAGAAACUUGACUUUGCUCUGGUUAAAACAGUAAUAGGCACUUGAAAAAUAAAAUUAAAGCGAUGAAAGCAGUAGUAUUACCUGCAAACUCCAGAGAUUCUGGAUUGGAGGAGGUUGGGAAGCAUGACUGAUUAACAGAAUUUUCUACAACUGUACCAGUGAAAUUCCAAAUUGGAAUUGUUUCGUUACCUCUUUGUUUGUUGUGCCAAAUUAUGGUACAUUUAGAAAGAAAAAUUCUAAAGUUGUCAAUUAUAGGGUGUUCAAUUUCAACGCCUUUUUGUUAUUCAUUGUUGCCAGUAGUGCCUUUGCUAAUUUGAGGGAGAAUCCUAGGAUAUAGUUUUAGUCUAGAUAAAAAAAAAAAAAAGGAACAGGGACGAGCUGGUUGGGAAUUGGAAGAUGUGGAGCAAUAAAGAAAAGUAAAGCAAGCGCCUCAGCUCAUUUGUUUUUGAAAAUGGGUCUCUUCGUAUCCUGCGAGAGAUGAGAAAUUGUGCAAAAUUCUGUUAGUCAGUGAUACUUUACCAGGCAGAUCCUGGCAAAUUCAGGGCUCGAGAAAGAAAAGCAAAUGCAAAACAUUGAAUACACUUUGGGAACCAAAUGGACUUUUACUGAACAAAGAAGCAAGCUGUGCAAAAGAAGGAGGACGUUUCUGGUCACGGCACCGACGGGUGUUGGCUGUGGAUCUUCUGUUCGCUUUCUGUGGCAGCAGCGGUGGGCAUGGUUUAACCAUUAGUAUUCUUUGCGAAUGUGAAGGCGAGACAUUAAUAUCUUCUCUUGCAUGUGGUAUCUAAUCAUUGUAAUUUCAGGAAACAGAAACGAAAAACAAACAAACAAAAAAAGACAUCAACAAAAGUCGGAGCCCGAGCGGCUCGGGGCAUUUGUUGAAGCUGGUGGGAAUGAUUAAAUUGGUACUUCGGGAGGAAGAAGGAGGCAUUUUUUUCCUCAAAAAAGUACAAAUUAUAAUAAUAAAUAAUAAUAAUAUAAAUGGCAGGAACAAAUGAGUUCUGUUUGCUGGAAUAAACAUUAUUAUUCCUAGAUGUGGGGACUUCUCUAUUUUCACCUUCUGUUACAGUAUUGAUUUAUAAGAAAUAUUGUUGCAUUUAAAAUAACUUCAUCUGUCUAUAUGUGGGUAUUUAUUUGAAAUGAUGUCUACGUACUGUAUUCUGUUCUCUGUGCAUUACCUUUAGCGGCGGAUUAUCGGUCCUUAUUUUAAAGUCAUAUGCAUGUACUCCUGCCAAGGAACCUUUACACAGACCCGAAGAGGCAAAAGCGUCCUCAUUCUUUGGGGAAAGGAGGAGAAAGAAUGAGGACGAGAACUCUCAAAGAGUCUAAUUUUCACGAUUGGGUAACUCUCUGUUGUCUAGGGAGUGCAAAAGUAUGACUUUUAAAUUAAUCCCAAACCAAUAUUUAUAGAAAACAGCCGGCCUGUGUAAAGAGAGUCACGUUGGCAGUUAUUCGAUAAUAAAAAAAAUUUUUUUAAAGAUUAAAA